CUCGCCCAAACCUGAGAAUAAAAGUGAUCUUGAGCAGAAAGAUGACUCCGAGAAGAAACCUGAGCCCUCCUCAUCAGAUUUCGCCACAGUGAAAGGUCAGUUACCUGUACAAAAAGGUUGAUGAGUCAGCCAUUAGCAAGAUGGCUCGGGAUGUAGUGAGAAACGUCAUAACACCGGAAGUAUACAUUAAGCUAAACCUCCACGGCAAGGGAGACUUAAACAAGGAAGGUUGGACAGAGCUCCACAUGUUCCAAGUGCAGCGAAGUGUGGUGGCCAAGAAAUUUGGGGAUUCAGAUCUCGUGAUGAAUCAGCUCAAAACUACCACAGGUCUGUUCUUAGUCCAGGAGGCAGGAAAAUGUGUAAAGAAACAGAGUCUUCGACACUUCAACCUUUGUCACCUCCGCCUGUUCAUUCACCCGAAUCAACUCCGAAUCCAAUCCAAUUCACAUCAACACCUCAUUUUCAUUCACCUACAUCGCCUACAAUUCGGAUAUGAUUGACAUCACC
Bemisia tabaci is the source of this 507-nucleotide messenger RNA. NCBI's taxonomy places the organism in Eukaryota, Metazoa, Arthropoda, Insecta, Hemiptera, Aleyrodidae. The record is from RefSeq and is a predicted model, not a curated record.